AUGCCCUAUCCGCAGGCCGUGAUGUCUUCCCCCAACUCCCAUUUCCACGACGGGUCUCCCGUCACGCUCGGUUCUCCCACCCAACGACGCCCGGGUUCCAGGCAACGCUUCGUCGCAGAUCUGUCGCAAUGCCUGUUCGACUUCGUGGUUCAGCUUCUCCCCACCCAGGAGGAGCUUGCAGUAAAAGAAGACGUUCGCAAAUUGUUGGAGAGACUCAUUCGAACCAUAGAACCUGAAAGCCGUCUGCUGUCGUUCGGAAGCACGGCCAACGGGUUCAGUUUGCGCAAUUCUGACAUGGACCUGUGCUGUUUGAUUGACUCUGAGGAACGGCUAGCUGCCUCCGAUCUUGUUACCAUGUUGGGUGAUCUACUGGAAAGAGAAACCAAGUUUUACGUCAAAUCACUUCCGCAUGCUCGGAUACCAAUAGUGAAACUUUCACUAGACCCGUCGCCGGGCCUGCCGCUUGGCAUAGCAUGCGACAUCGGCUUUGAGAACCGACUUGCUCUGGAAAACACACGAUUAUUGAUGUGCUACGCAAUGAUCGAUCCCGCUCGCGUGAGGACGAUGGUGUUAUUCCUCAAAGUUUGGAGCAAACGACGGAAAAUCAACUCUCCAUAUAAGGGCACGCUAUCGUCGUAUGGCUAUGUCUUACUGGUCAUCUAUUUCUUGGUCCACGUCAAGAAUCCUCCGGUGCUUCCAAACCUUCAGCAGAUGCCUCCCCUACGACCGAUAUCCGAAGAAGAUACUCACCUGCAUGGGCAUAACAUCUGGUUCUUCGACGAUAUCGAACUCUUACGUCAACGCUGGCAUUCAGACAACAACGAGUCUGUCGCUGACUUGCUAAUAGAUUUCUUUCGUUAUUAUUCUCGCGAUUUCCCAUAUAACACGGGAGUCGCCUCGAUUCGUUCUGGGUUGCUGAAGAAAGAUUCAAAGGGAUGGCAGAAUGACCUGUCCAAUCAAAGAUACAACGAUGCCCGCGAGCGGAAUCGUCUAUGUAUAGAGGAUCCAUUUGAGACGGACUUCAAUGUUGGGCGAUGUGUGACCAAAGACGGGCUGUACACAAUUCGUGGGGAGUUUAUGCGUGCUUCCCGAAUCCUGGCGUCCAGGCCCGAGCGAGCGAUUGUUGCACUUGCUGAACUGUGUGAAGAACGGGCAGACGACCAUCUCAUCUCACCGCCCGUGCCUCCGAGGGCCCCGCCCCCUCAGACGCCAUACACCGUUGGAAGCAGCUCCAUGCGACCGAAGGGCGUUCAGACUGAUAAGCUUUCCCCUCCUAUGCAAUUCUUUGAACCGGGAUCACGAGCACGCGGUGCUACGCAUGUCCCCUCGCGUUCACCGCCAGAGCACAUGGCGCCGAAGCGUAGCAAAUGGACAAGUCCUCCGCCUGCGGAGGCGUCGUCUGACAUUCACAACUCGUUCGAGAGCCAGUUGGGCAGAGGUAUCGAACUAGCAACUGCUGCAAGCAUCGCUCGUGAAAGACUCCUGGGUGAUGCAGCCUCAUCCUCGAGCAAUAGUGACAUUGGCAUUGAUGAAGAGCCCGAAGCUCCGGAGUCUGACGAUGUGCAAUCUGUUCGAUCAUAUACCGAGGGAACCUCCCCCCAGCUCCAAACUGUCCAACGACGACCAUCGUGGCAUGUUAAUGAUUCUCCGGACUAUAUUCCACGAUAUGGCUCACGUCGACUGCCCCGUCAAAUCCCUGAUCAAAGAAUUGACAAGCAACCUCCAUUGCAGAAUGCCUCUCCUGACCUCCAUGCCUUGUCUGCUAAGGCUGAGCUUGCCAGACGGUCGAUAUCCGGUGCACCUCGCCCGCUUAGGAGCAACUGGUCAUCCCCAGUGAAUACUCCCCCCUUAUCACCAGACUCGCCCUCAAGUCCCCGCCUUCGAUUUACUGAACCAUCUACUGUAUAUUAUCAGACCACCGUCACACGCUCACCUCGUCCCACUGUGCUAUACCCGAAUUCUGGAUCUCAUCCGUCGUUCUUGUCUCAAUACCAACAAAACCAAAGUUAUGUACAUAGCUCAAAUCAUCACCCACCACAAGAUAUCUUUUCAAUGGAUCAUCCACCGUUGCUGUCGCGGAUGAACUCGCGCGGAGGACAAGGAGAGACCGCAGGCUGGUCUUCUGGCGGCCCUGAUACCCCGACACCGACCAAUAUAAUACAUUCGCAUGCCCCCCUUUCGCAGCUUUCCCGGCACUCCCAUUCACAUUCUAAUGCAACCAUCAUUGCUCCCACACCGCCACCCAUAUCAUCUACCUCCUUAGCAUCUCAUUCUACUAAUGCUUGUACGCCCCCACCGUCUCAGACACGGUCUAGAUCCAGGUCGCGCUCUCGCUCGCCGCCUAUGUUACUCACUCCCCCAUCAGCCCUCCCUAUCAUCUCGCCCGCAGACAACGAAGCAAACCCGUGCUCCGUUCCUCUGCUCUUGCAUCAAGGCGCUGACUCGCCAACGUCGUCUUCCGCCGGAUAUGACACGUCCCUGUCCCAAUCGCCAUCGCCCUCCCCGUCCCCGUCCCCACCUCCGACGACCGCACGCUCGAUAUGUGGCGAUAGUUGCGUAUCCAAAUGUACUUCAUCGCCGUCCCCAGUCGAUCCAGUCAUCACCUUGCCCCUGCUCGGCUCUCAUCUUCAAUCGCCUGUCGACGAAGCUCUGGACGAACAAAUAUAG
Messenger RNA from Pleurotus ostreatus (oyster mushroom), 2667 nucleotides. RefSeq lists its product as uncharacterized. Lineage: Eukaryota; Fungi; Basidiomycota; Agaricomycetes; Agaricales; Pleurotaceae. Gene Ontology annotation, molecular function: nucleotidyltransferase activity. The record is from RefSeq and is a predicted model, not a curated record. Bases 1 to 2667 code for a protein of 888 amino acids. The transcript has 7 exons. Gene Ontology annotation, biological process: RNA 3'-end processing.